AUGACAAUUGGAUUAAUAAAUGCGUUACCGAUGGUACCAGAGAUUCAUGUGGUUGCUCCAGGACCAGGUCCUUGGAUUGUUGGAAGUCAACAAACUAUUACUAAUGUGAUUGCUGCGGUUUAUAAGGUUGGAAAUGAUACACCUUUGAUUGCAAAUAACAAACCUUUGAAUACUGGAACGUCCAAAUUCUCAAUAUCCGGACCCGAUUGGUCUUUGAAAUCCACUUAUUACACUCAAAUUUGUCUCAUCAGUAUUCCUUCUUCAUUUUGUACAAAUGGAACUACUUUUCGUAUAACUAAACGUCAAUAUUCAACAUUUAAGUUGAAUACUAUUAAAAAUAAGGAAGUUGAUGUUGAAAAACGGUUCAUUCGUCGUGCUGAUCCAACCACCACUUCACCCGCUCAAGGUCCAUCAGAAACAGGUGGAUCACGUACUUCAAAUGAAUUACCGUCAAUUCCUUCAAAUUGGAGAGGACAAAUAAGUAAUCAAGUGGAAAAUUUCUUUAAUAAUAAUGAACGACCUCCAAAUAAUGGUCCUCAAAAUAAUGGACGACCUCCAAAUAAUGGUCCUCAAAAUAAUGGACGGCCUCAAAAUAAUGGUCCUUAA
Molecule: messenger RNA, 606 nt
Organism: Racocetra fulgida
Lineage: Eukaryota; Fungi; Glomeromycota; Glomeromycetes; Diversisporales; Gigasporaceae
Source: the annotation of a GenBank genome assembly